Paramecium tetraurelia is the source of this 915-nucleotide messenger RNA. RefSeq lists its product as uncharacterized. The record is from RefSeq and is a predicted model, not a curated record. The transcript has 2 exons. Lineage: Eukaryota; Ciliophora; Oligohymenophorea; Peniculida; Parameciidae.
AUGGAAAUUGAACUAAGCAAAUAACUUUGUUAAUAGAUUGAAACAGAAAUUCUAAAAGUAAUAGAUAAAUGUUAAGAGCUUUUAUCUACUUUUAGUAAUCAUGCAAAAAAGAACAUAGAAAUUGUGCUAUUGGUAGGAACAACAGGAGCAGGGAAGUUCACAUUAUUUAACUUUCUUAGUGGAGCUGAUUUCAAAAUUCAGGAUAGAGAAUUAUAAUUAAAAAACCCAUCAAAUAAGUUUUCAGAGAUGAAAGGUGGAAUGAGCUCUGUUACUAAAGAGCCUAAAUAUUAUUUUAACUCAGAAUAUAACCAUUUAUUAAUUGACUUCCCUGGUUUUUAAGAUACUGAUGGAGAAUUGGAUUAACUUUUAAUGGAACUACUUUUUUAAAGGGUUGUAACUUCAAUGCCUAUUAAAGUUGUAUAUGUUUUGAAGAACAAUGAAAGCACUCUACCUAAUAGAGGAAUACAAAUAAUAGAAUUUGUUGAUCAGCUUUUUAAAAAUAGUAAUUUAAGCGUUAAUAAAUUUAAUUUAUUAUUGAAUUGCUAUUUAGAAGAAUUAUCAGAUGAAGAAUUGAUAAGAAACAUUAGAAUGGAAUUGAAAUAAGCGAAUAAGAAUAAUUAUAUAGACAAUAUUCUUAUAGUUAGAAAAGUAAUGAAUUCUGAAGAUUUGAAUAUUUAUUUUGCAAAUGGAAAAAGAAAUGAAUAAUGGUCAAAAUUAGAAAAAAUAAAACCAAUUUAAUUGAAACCAAGAUCAAUUCCAAAUACAGAUAUACUUUCGAAAUAUCUAAGAUAAUAAAUAUCAUCGACUAUUUAUCAAAACCAAUUACUAGACGUAGGGGUAGGGGUAGAGGCAGAUGCUCAAGAAGGCAAGUAGGAGGUUGAAAAAAGAGAAUUAGCUGAAAAGCUAAUUUAGUGA